CAACGAAUUGUUUUUCUGAUAAAAAAACUUUAGUUAUUAGAAUUUUUAUUGUAUUUAGUACAUGAAAUAGUGAAUUAAUUAAGCAAUGGAUGUUAAGAAUUUGGAGACGUAUGCCAUAAUCGGGUUUGAUGGUUCCGCGAUCCGCGGUUUAAAGGUGCAUCCAGACGGCGACCAUGUCGUCUACCCGAUGGGCAACAAGGUCUGCAUCCAGCACUGGACGAGCAAGCAGAUGUGGUUCCUCAGUGGACACACCAACAGCGUGUCGGCGGUGGGCGUAUCCAGCGGCGGGCGUUAUGUCGGCUCAGGACAGAUCAACCACGUCGGUUUCAAGGCUUCAGCGAAGCUGUGGGAUUUUAAAAAGAAGACGUUACUCGGGAGCCAUGAGCUGCAUAAGGUCCGCGUGGAAGCCCUAAUGUUCACAGCGGACGAGCGCUACAUGAUAUCCCUCGGCGGCCGCGACGACGGCUGCAUAGUCCUCUGGGACUGCGCCGUGGGCGCCGCGACCGGCACCUCACCAGCCGCUAGACUGACUACGGGAGAUGCGGUUACCCUUACUGCGUUGUCCUGUCGGCCUAACUCGUUCGUCACUGGUGGAGACUCGAAUCUCCGAGUAUGGAACAUCCGCGCGCAAAGCAAGGCUCUAGACGUGGUAGAUGUUGCGCUCGGCAAGUUAAGGAGAAGUGUCCGCUGCAUCGCCAUCAGUGGAGAUGACUCGUACGGCAUCGCUGGCACCACAACGGGUGACAUGGUGAAGUUCUCCAUAAAGUACCCAUCGGACCCAGCAGCCGACGUGAUGGGGUGCAAGCCGGCUCUCAUAGGGUGCCUCGCCAAAUGUGGACCUUGGAAGAAAGGGAAGCGACCGGAGUCUCAGUGUUACAGCCAAGGAGUAGAAGCUAUCCUGAUAAUGGCAGAUGGCUGCCUAAUAGUCGGCGCUGGUGAUGGCACCAUAGACAUCCUGGAUGAGAUCAACUGGAAGGGAGAGUUCCCUAAAGGAAGGCUGUUGGACCCUAACAUGCCGUACUAUAAAGCUCUACGCUCUGCGAAGCUAAACGGCUGCAUCACGUCCCUAGAACUCAUGGAGUCGCCCAGCCAACGCGGAGUCUCGCGCAAACUGCUAGCAGCCACGCGUAGUAGCGAGAUUUACGCGCUCAGUGUGGACACACUCGCGCCUGUGCUGUGUGUGACGUGCCAUAGAUGUGCCAUCAAUGAUAUAGCCUUUCCCAGGGGCAUGUCAGGAGUAUUCGUGACGGCGGGCUCUGGCGAUGUUCGCGUGUGGUGCCUCGAGACUUGUCAGGAGCUGCUCAGGAUAUCUGUGCCUAACUUCACGUGCAGCUCUGUGCUGUUCAGCGGUGACGGCAAGUCCAUAGUAUCUGGGUGGAACGACGGCACAAUACGCGCCUUCACCCCGCUCACAGGCCGGCUCAUGUACGCCAUUUUCAACACACACAACAAGGGGACGUCGGCACUGGCUAUGAACUCUAAGGGGAACACACUCAUCUCCGGUGGAUGCGAAGGCCAAGUUCGCGUAUGGGACAUAAAACCGGAGAAGCAGAUUUUGAAGAAGGUGCUGAAAGAGCACAAGAGCCCCGUGUCGGCUAUCCAGGUGUCCCCCAACGACUGUGAGGCCGUCAGCGCUGGGACUGACGGGUCAUGUAUCAUAUGGGACCUGAUGUCGCUAUCUCGUCGCCAAGUGAUGUACGCGAGCACACUCUUCAUGUGCGUGUGCUUCGAGCCUCUGGGGUGCCAGCUGCUGACCGGUGGCACGGACCGCCGCGUCGCUUACUGGGAGGCGGGCAGUGGAAACUUGGCUAGAGAGUUGGAGGCGAGCAAAGUUGGAGCAGUAAACGGUCUCGACAUAUCGUCCGAUGGUCAGCUCUUCGUCACCGGAUGUAACGACCAGAUCGUCAAGGUCUGGAAGUACCAGGAGGGCAUCUACACACACAUGGGUUUAGGUCACGCAGGGGCAGUGACUUGCGCCAAGUUCUCGCCGGACCGACGCUUCGUCGUGAGCUCGUGCGCCGCCGGCAGCAUUAUUGUAUGGAGGACGCCCGAGAUAUACCUGCAACCAGAAAAGCCCUCCCAGCCGUCAUCGGCCAAGCAAACACAGGAGCAAGACACCCAGGAGGGCGAGAGGAAAGCCCAGACUCUAGAAGACGAGCUGAAGCUGCCGCUCGCGGACAAACCGGAGCACAGAGAAGAGAAGAAGAAGGCGGCAGGAGACAGGCAGCACAGAGUACCUGCAGCUCCUUCCAAGAUAGAGAAGAUCCAAGCGAUGGACACGACCCGUAGCAGCGUGCACUCGUGCUGUCCGUGCGACACGGUGCGCUCCGCGGGAUCCGGCGCCGCGCGCAGCCCGGCCGACUCCGGCAAGAAGGGCAAGGCUGCAGACAAAACGAAUAACUUGCCAACGAAGACGACGAGCAAAGAAUUCGUCAGCGGGGGCGGAGGUGACAAAAAAUAACAAUAUGCCUACGAAAGAUGGUCUGCCAGUAUUCAAUCUGACUGAAGUGUAAUAUAUCUGCUUAUUUAUAUACGUUUUGAAAUAUA
Molecule: messenger RNA, 2547 nt
Organism: Leguminivora glycinivorella
Lineage: Eukaryota; Metazoa; Arthropoda; Insecta; Lepidoptera; Tortricidae
Product: cilia- and flagella-associated protein 52
Exons: 18
Coding region: 86-2461 (791 amino acids)
Biological process (GO): cilium assembly
Molecular function (GO): protein binding
Source: RefSeq, a predicted model, not a curated record